UCUGAAAAUUCUCAAAAUUCUCUCAAUGGCGCCCCAACACUGAGCUCUCUCUCGCUCUCUGUGGAAUUUCUCUCCCGAUCUCGCAAUAUUUUCACGGAUAUAUCGUAAACAUGCGAAUUUCCCGUCCCGAAUCCCGACUCCCAAUUUCCGGUUUCCUUUUUCUCUUUUAUUCCUCGAACUGAUGAGUAGAGAGAGCGGCAGAUCCAGAUCGCAGAGGGUUUAUUAGAUAAGAUCAAGAAGGAAGUAGGAGAAACAGAAGAAGAAGAUGAGCGAGAACGAGCGGUGUCAGCUGGGAACUGUCGGAGCGCUAUCUCUUUCGGUCGUCUCCUCCGUCUCCAUCGUGAUCUGCAACAAGGCCCUCAUCAGCUCCCUCGGGUUCACUUUCGCCACGACUUUGACAAGCUGGCAUCUUCUGGUUACUUUCUGUUCUCUGCAUGUGGCAUUAUGGAUGAAACUAUUCGAACACAAGCCUUUUGAUCCAAGAGCUGUAAUGGGCUUUGGCAUCCUUAAUGGGAUCUCUAUUGGACUUCUAAAUCUUAGUUUGGGUUUCAACUCUGUUGGUUUCUAUCAGAUGACAAAGUUGGCAAUAAUUCCUUGUACUGUUCUUCUAGAGACCCUUUUCUUCAGGAAAAAAUUCAGUAGGAAUAUCCAGUUGUCACUUACCAUCCUUCUUCUAGGCGUUGGCAUUGCAACAGUGACAGAUCUGCAGCUCAAUGUCCUGGGUUCUGUUUUAUCUCUGCUGGCAGUUGUUACCACUUGUAUUGCUCAGAUUAUGACGAACACUAUCCAGAAAAGGUUUAAGGUCUCUUCAACCCAACUCUUGUAUCAAUCCUGCCCCUAUCAAGCAUUAACCCUGUUCAUCACCGGUCCUUUUCUUGAUGGGCUUUUGACAAAUCAAAAUGUUUUUGCUUUCAAAUAUACACCUCUAGUGCUGGUUUUCAUUGUGCUCUCUUGCUUGAUCUCUGUUUCUGUCAACUUCAGUACAUUUCUUGUAAUUGGAAAGACAUCACCUGUCACCUAUCAAGUCCUGGGGCAUCUGAAAACAUGCCUGGUUUUGGCUUUUGGAUAUGUUUUACUUCACGAUCCAUUUAGCUGGCGAAACAUUUUCGGCAUCCUUGUUGCCUUAGUUGGAAUGAUCCUUUAUUCAUACAUCUGCUCUCUUGAGAACCAGCAAAAGGCUAGUGAAGCAUCUGUGCCAUUGUCCCAGGAAGCUGAAGCCGAUCCUCUACUGAUGGUUGAAAAUGGAGCCGCUGUUGUUGCUGAUGGAGUAAUUGUCCCGAAAGCCCCAGGUUGGGCUGCAGACAAAGAUCUUCAUGCAUGAAACCUACUCAACUCUUAUCAAAUCACAGGUACCAAAGAAAAUCGGCAGAUAGAACCAUCCCGAAUCGUUCAAAAGUAAAACGCGCAGAUGGGCCGUGUCUACAAAUGUUUGCGGUCUGAUUCCUCAGGAUCUGAGUGACUUUAUAAAGCUAGAAUUCUGUGAGUUGAAAGAAAUGCAUUUGUUUUCAUUGGCAGUUUUGCUUCAAGCAAUUUAAAUCCGUGCUGUUCUUAUUAGGCCGAAAGAAAGAAAAGGAUGGUUUGUUAGGCUUCUUUAAUUCAUUCUUGAUAUAAGAUUAAUUCCUUUGUUGUUGGGAAACCAUUGAAGAUAUGGUUUUGUAUCUGUUAAAAGGGUAUAUGAAUAAUGGGUUUUGAGUAAUUCUAGUAGGGACAUUUGCCCUUUUCUGUGGAA
Molecule: messenger RNA, 1729 nt
Organism: Magnolia sinica
Lineage: Eukaryota; Viridiplantae; Streptophyta; Magnoliopsida; Magnoliales; Magnoliaceae
Product: UDP-xylose transporter 3-like
Exons: 7
Coding region: 266-1321 (351 amino acids)
Cellular component (GO): Golgi apparatus
Molecular function (GO): UDP-xylose transmembrane transporter activity; antiporter activity
Source: RefSeq, a predicted model, not a curated record